UGUGUGUGUGUGUUUUGGGGGGGGGGGGCGAGAAGGAAAGCCGACAGUGGUGACAAAAUACAGUCUCGGCUGCAGCCCAGCUCCCUUACUGUUUUAAGAGUUUGACCUGCAGCUAGUUCGGGAGGAAUCUUGUGCAGAAAGAGCGGGUUCAUUAUGUAUUUGUUUUCCCUGUAGGACCUUAGCCCAGCAGGGGCUCCUUUUUGUGCGUGGUAGUUUAAUGUCUCCCGGAGUUUGAAAGCUCCCCCUCCUUCCCCUCAGUCUUUGACUAUUACCAUCCACUCAUUCAAACAGCGAGGAAUGGGAGGGGGGGAGUCCUCUUUAGUGAGGCUUCAUUUGGCUCCUCGCAGCAUUCUGUUCCUUCCUCGUUUGUGUGUGUUCCGUGUAUGUCUGCUUCUGUGUGUGUGUGUGUGUGUGUAUUGGGGACCUCCAGCUGACUUCAGAGGGCAGCAGAAGGCUUUUCUGUGCUCAUUGCUGUGUGUACCUUGCGAGAUAGGCAGCCGCUCGCUUGCAAAGAGAUCUCACGAAUGCUUUAUUCGUAGAAUUAUCAAGUUUGUGUCCCCCCAACCCGCAAUUAAUUUUUAAAAGAAUCUCCCUCAGAGUUAUUUUUCUCUUGACCAUGACAGAAAUGUGUUAAACAGGAACAUGUUCGGAUUAAAAUCCUCAACGUACUUCUUCACAGGCAUGUUACAUUAGCAGUUUUCCAAUCCUCUGGGAUUUUUCCAGAAUCUAAGGAUUCAUGGAAGGCAUGAGCCAUGAGCCAAAGUCAUCAUCCCUCAGCAUGAUCUCGGCAACACAGAGGACCACAGCAACGGUGAACCCCCUAACUCCUUCGUCACUGAACGGGCCGGUUGUUACAAAUGGGAGUCAUUCAUCUCAUGGGACAGCGAAUGCCCGAGGAGUUCAUACGGCCAGCUUUGCUGCAGCCCUUAGAAAACUGGCCAAACAAGCAGAAGACCCGAGAGGCUGUUCCCGUGGUGGUGAACGUUCUCCGAUAUCGUCACCAGUUGCCAAUCACAAUUCUCCUACUGGUACACCCAAACGGGCUCCGGGAACAAUAAUAAUUCCACCAGGAAGCCAGACUCCAGCAAAUACUCCACCUGUGGUGACUAUUGCUCCGACACAGACAGUCAAUGGACUUUGGAGAGGUGACAACAGACAGACCUCAGAUGGCACCCUGAGAUCCAGAAAUCACGACCACCCUCUUUCUACAGAAUCUUUGCUGAAAAAGGACAAUGCAUCGCUGCCCACACACCUCGCUUCCACGCACCCAGCUUUCUUUCUAUCUGGUCACUCCAUCCAAGGAUCACCAUAUUCAACAAUUAAUUUACAGAGACCAGUUCCACACUUGGUGUCUUCCAGCAGCAGAUCAGAUGAUUUCCUUGCAAGCUUCCGUCCAUAUCAUGGACGAGAUGAAAUUUCGACUUUGUCACCUCUGCCUUCACUUGGAUUAGAUUCUGCAACAGCUGCUGCAUCUGCAGCUUACUACCAUCCUGCCUUCCUAUCGCAUCUUCCUUAUCAGCAUCCACACUAUAGAAUCGAUGACCCUUAUGUUGUUUCACUUCAAGCACCAUUCCUUCACAUUCCACAACCUGGUACCUUAGCACCUCUCCAACCGACUGAUAUGCACCUCUCCUUUGCUGGUAUGAGGCAGCCUCUGAGCUUAGCUCAAACAUCACUUUCAGGCCUACACCCAGAUCAUUUGUCCAUCGUCACAGCAGGAAGGUUGCAAAUGGAUGAUGAGGUGAGACAACGAGAGAAAGAGCGUGAACACAAGAAAGAAAAGGAUUGGGAAAGGGGGACUCCUCAAGAAAGAGGUCCAGAUGCGAUCACAGAACAAGCCAGAAAGAGAGAAAAGCAGCAAAUAAUGGAAUGGGAGAAAGAGAUUAAACGAAGGAAAGAAAUGAAGCAGGAGAAAAACCUUGAGAUUGAACACGGGGUAGAGAAAAAAGCAAUUCCAACCAAUGACGCAGGAAGGAAACAUCUAGAAGGAUGGAAGGAUUUCAUUUCUGCAGUGGAACACACCCAGCCUCAUCAAAGGAAUGAUGAACAUAUAAGCCCAUGGCAUAUUAUUCCAUCGACUCCACCAGAGAAAGCCAAAGCACCCUGUCUGGGAAGUGGAAAAGCUCGAACUUUGCCUCUAGAGCCUAUCGCCGUGCCUGCUUCCCCUUCUCACCUUGGGGUGUCAUCAAACUUUUCUUCACAUUCCUCAUCCUCAGAGGGAAGGUGCAGGCUGCGUCAUAGCCCUCAGCAACAGGGGAGGGAGGAACAACCAGGACAUGGAGUUGACUUCCGUCAGCAUCACUUUCAGCAGCUUCAAAGGGAACAAGGGCACCAGGUUUCCAAGCAGGAACGAGAUAGAAACAGAACAAUUUCAGAAGAUGAAAACCAGGAUCGACCACAACAAUUAAGAGCUCCUCCUCCUCUCAUCUCUCCACACCGUUCUUUGAGAGACACCUCCCCUCUUCCAAGACCCUUUCUAUCUCCUCAUGCACUGCAACCAGCUCAAGCACUUAACUACAGCACUAACUAUUCUAGAAUCAACAAUGAUGCACUGAAGGACUCAGAGAAACCUCUGAACAAUAAUCUGAAAAAUGAUGCUUUCAAAAAGAUCACUGGAGAGCACUUUAGCCCAGCAUUUACUAAAUCUUGCACUGAUAAAGAUGUGAGUGUAACUAAAAAGUCUGGAAUGCCAAGUCUAAAAACUGGCACGGUGCCACAUUUGAAGGACCAGACUUCUGGUCAUCAAUCCACGAAUGAUUUCAGCAGUGACUUCAAACACCAAAUUGCAAAUAGCCACCUUGAAGAGGUACAGAAAGAGUGCUUGGAUUUAUCUAUCACCUCUGGAGCAACUGAUCUGAGUUUGAAAAACAGAAAGAGUUCUCCUGUGUCCAAUACGUCUGUGCUUUGUAACAAUUAUGUGACUGCCAGCUGCAUGUACAAUCAAGAGCUUCUGCUCCAGCAACCUAUUGUCAGCAAGUUAGAUCUGGCAGAAAAGAAAUUGAAGGAAGCCAGAUUGAACGGACAACAUUCUGAGCACCGUUCUUUAGCUGGUACAUUCUGCAAAGGAGAGAUAAGGAACAGAAUACGCAGAUUGGCAGAGCAACCUCCUCUCAAGCUGGAUGACACUCCUAGGAAAAUGUUGUUCCUAGGAGCAGUGGGCCUGACCACUCAGAGCAAGAAAGAAGAAGUCAAACAGCAGAAGAUGAGAAAGCGCCGCAGGAUGCUGCGAGAACGCAGCCCAUCCCUACUUUGUUCUGGGAAGAAACAGCUUUCUCCACUUCCUCCUCCCAGGUUUUGUUCUGUCAGCCACUCUCCAGAGGAACUGAACAGGGCGGCUGACUUUGAGGAAAAGAAACAGUUUCUUGCACUCUUCAACUUAAAGCAUUUGACCACAGCGCAAAGGAAAGAUAUUGAAGAGACUUUGUUGAAGCUAUUAAGUAAAAGUGGGAAGAAAUGCAAUCCUGAACUAGAUUCACAACUUUCAGAUCCACCUCAAUGUGACAAGGAUCCAGCUGUCCGGUCAGAUGCUGCUGGCACGGCAGGUGUAGCUGACGUGAGCUGUCGCCUGGUGCUUCCACCUGACAGCAAUCCAAACACACAGUCUCAGGAGGAUCUGCUGGCACAGCCUCAGGCAGAACAGCGCAAGCCCAGGCUGACACCAGAAGCAUCAGAAUCUGUGUCAAAGGAUUGCACAAGAAGCAUAAGUGAGAACAAAUCUGACAAGCUAGGAGUGCCGGAGCCUUGUGGCACCUCCAGUGGCCAGGGGAAACCACCUGGGAUGCUCACGGACAGGAAUGGAAAAAUCAAACUGCUGGAUGAGUUUUUGCAGAAUUUCCGUGAAUCCGUGUUCCAGAACAAUAAAAGCCAGGCUUCGGACCAGUUCAAAGUGGGUGUUGAGAAUGGUGCACAAUGCAGCUCACCAGCUCAGAGGUCAUCGCUGUGUGAUGUAGCGAAAGAGCAAGUGCCCGAGAGUAUAGAUCGGAGCAGACAUGUUAACCAGCAGUCGGAGGAUUUGGACAGCCAGGAUGAAAUGGGGCGGCAUCUAAAAUGGCAGGGUGUGACGGGUGUCCUUCAAGCCUACCAAGAAUAUGUCGAAGAGAAAAAUGUUGAGCGACAAGUCCUCCAGGAGCAGCUGAAUCAUCUCACGGAAAGAAAUCGUGAAUUAAACUUGACAGCAGAGAACCUCAGCGCACACAUGUUGAAGCUGAGAAUGUGUAAACAGAAGUAUGAAAUGGAACGCCAGCACCAGCAAGCUGCCCUACGCAAUCUGCGUAAGUGCCUUGAUCUGACUCAUUGCCUGCCUGAAUCCUCACACAGAUGAAUUGAGGAAUUUCAUGCACCUGAGCAAGGACAAAACUACAGCCAGGAAGAAUGCACCCCGGUUACAAGAUAAUUUGUUCCUUCCGAACUGAUUGACUAGUUUCCACUUAUGUCAUUAUUGUUUGCUUCAAGUGUCAUCAGGAUACAGUGUCGAAGUUCUCAAUGGACUCUCGAAACCAAACUGCUCGACUGACAAGAGUCUCCCUUUGCCAAACAGCUCAGCUUGCAUAGUUACCCUCCACAGCCUAGCUGGACCAAACGCUACACUGAGGACUUAUAAUGCAAAGCUGGAUAGUGACACUUUGAAGAUCCUCAGGUUACAGUAAAUAAUGCAGAAAAAGUGAAGUGAAUGUGUAAUCAAAGUACUUUUCUGUAUUUAAUAGAAAACAUGUUUUGGGUUUCUAAUUUGUACAUUAGCUGGAGAAAGCAUUUAUUUAGAAAUUUGAAGCAGAAGGGAAAUUUAAUUGAGAAGGCCUGCUAUAUAAAGUAACAGAAAAUUGUCAGCAAAUAGAAAUGCUAAUUACUAACAGUUCAUUUAUUUCAUUUGGACCAGAUAAAUUUUAAGGAUAAAUCUGAGUGUCAUCAAUGUGUCAUAAGCGCUUAAAGCAUUCUUGUCAAAUUUCUUGCCACUACAUUAACAGAAGCAUUAAUCUGUUUCAAGUUAUUGCCUCUACUCAAAUGCUGGUGUGAAAGAAUUUGAUGUGGAUACAGUCAGCAUUCAGAACAUCCUUUCUAUGCUCUUCUUUCUUUUUUAAAAAAAAUCACACUUUGCCUAAUACUUGGAUCUGUGUAAUGUUGAUGUUUAUAUAUAUAUAUAUAUAUAUACACACAAUGAAUCCUUUUUUUGGUUUGUAUAUUACAGUGCAGCAUUAUUCACUGAUUAUAAAGUUAAAUGUAUAUUUUGAAGUUCUGCAACGGGUUUGCUUUUAAUUCAGUUGUUGGUAAUAAAAAGGUACAGAUUUGCAUUGAAUUAAAUAGAUUAAUGCAGCGAUAAGGACAGGAUUUUGUAAAAGAAUAGGUCAGUAAUUUUACUUUGUUGCUUAACUAAUGUAAAUGCUGAGCAAAAAACUACCUUUUACUACGCAGCACCACUUCUAAUAUUAGAAAUUACUUGAAGUACAUUUUCUAUUUUUUUGUAAUGAAGUUAAUGAAAGCAGAUUUCUUGUUAUCACGUAGAAGUAUGUAAAACUGACCUCACUUUGAGGAAGAAUAGGGAACCAUAAAAUGUCUUUACUUCCAAGUAUUAAGAUAUUUUUAACAGAAUAUACUGUGUGAGAUUUUUCAGUUGCCUGUAAAGGCAAAAUCUCAAGUAAAUGGAAGUAGCAUAACAUUGUUUAAAUAAAGAUUAUUAAUUGAAUAAUGUAUAAUUAUGAGUGUUAAGGGAAUUGUUAUAAUCAAUCCAGUGCAUUUUGUGCUCUGUAGUUUUUUUUAGGACGAAGGCCUUUUGCGCAAUUAAAUUUUUGCAUCAGUUAAAUAUUUCAUAGCAGUUCCUAAAAAGAUGACAAUUAAACUGUUUUAAGAAGUAGUUCUUCUAUUAAAUUAUUAGUGGAAAAAUUUGGUAUUAAAACUGUUUUCCUAAAGGACCCUCAAUAAGUUGGUUUUCUUUCAUUCAGUUAUUUUCAAGCUUUAGCCAACAGAACAAACCAGCUAACUGUCAGAUCUGUCAGAUGAUGUUAGUCAAUGAGUUCUUUAACAAAGCCUAGGCAUUACCAUUAGUAACAAUUUUCAAAUUGUAACAGGUAUUUAUUAUUUGAAGUCAUGAUUUUUAAGUAUUUAUUCAUUAUGUCUGCUGUGACUAAA
Molecule: messenger RNA, 6120 nt
Organism: Stegostoma tigrinum
Lineage: Eukaryota; Metazoa; Chordata; Chondrichthyes; Orectolobiformes; Stegostomatidae
Product: genetic suppressor element 1-like
Exons: 17
Coding region: 737-4321 (1194 amino acids)
Source: RefSeq, a predicted model, not a curated record